AAGACAAUGUUUUACGUACAAGAUUUCCAAGUACAAAGAAAUAACAAAAUAUUUGCCGCCUCGGAAAGAAGUGAAAAUACAUUUAGUGUAAUUAUCUGCAAGAAUAAUGUGAAGGAAAACAUAUCGAAAUAUUCCCUAGUAAUUGCUGCUAAACCUUUGAAUUACUUUAUGUCCUUGUUCGGAUCCAAAUUGGUGUCUUAUAAGAAAAAUGAAAUAACUAGUGUCUCACUCUUUAAUAAGCUUUACGCAUUAUUCCUCAUCGCAGUUCAUCUAUUUAUUGUUUUAGCAAUAUAUAAACCACGAAGCUGGAUAGAUACAAGAUCUGAUGUUCCACUUAACGUAUUGACAAAAACAUAUGGCAUAUUAUCCAUUAUUGAAGGCGACUAUUCUAUUUUCUGUAUCGCCAUCUUUAAUUCACAAUGUUUUGUCGAACUUUUCAAUAAAUUGGAUGAACUUGAUACUGUUUUUCAUGUUUCAAAAGCAGUUUUUACAAGAAGACGGAUUUUGUCAACGUUUUUGGUCAUUCUACCAGUGGCACAGUUGCUCAGCACAUUUUGGUUGAGAAAGUUUAACAUACAAAAUAUUGGUGCUCAUAUAAAUUUCUUUUUUCUAAUGUUACAAGGAUCUAUCUUUUACUUUAUCAUUGUAAAUAUUUAUGUUAAACUCCUCAUGCUAAAUGCACUUCUGAUGAAAAUGCUGCGGACAACGAUGUCGAAACAAAGAGAGAUAAUAUUUAAAGAUACCGUUUGUGACUGGAUCAUCAAGAGUGUUUGCGUGGAACCGAAAAUAGUAAGAGGAGAUCAACAUUCCUGGUUUGAAUUGAUGCAAAUUUAUGACAAACUAGCUGAUUGCGUUCAUCUCUUCAAUGAAAUAUAUUGCGGUCAGAUAUUUUUUAUGUAUAAUACGUGGUUGUUGGGUACGCUAUUGACGAUUUGUCGUUCGUUAUCACCUUCCCUAAAAUACUCUGAAAUAUUUCUAAGUGAUUUAUUUUUAUAUUUUUGCAUAAACGGUCGACCUUUAAUCUUGGCCACCAUAUCUGAGAUGUUUAUAAGAGAGAGAAAGAAAACUGUAGAAGUACUUUUACAUGUGUUACGAUUGCACGAAGAAGAUGAUCAACUGUUCAGUCAAAUAAAAACUAUUAUAAUGUUGGUUACAACUCGCAAACUGGAAAUAUCGGCAAAUGUCUUCACUAUCAACGUACCAACUGUUAUGAACUUUGCUGGUCGAAUUAUAUCGUAUACGGUUCUCAUGAUCCAAUAUUUCUACAGCCAUGAUAAUCAAAAAUAAAAAUCAUUUGUAAUUAUUUUAUUUGACGAAAAUCGUUGGAAAAUGUAUCGGGAUUCAUGUACAAUAUUAGUAGCUCCUUUUUAA
Messenger RNA from Spodoptera litura, 1371 nucleotides. RefSeq lists its product as uncharacterized. Gene Ontology annotation, cellular component: membrane. Gene Ontology annotation, biological process: sensory perception of taste. Lineage: Eukaryota; Metazoa; Arthropoda; Insecta; Lepidoptera; Noctuidae. The record is from RefSeq and is a predicted model, not a curated record.